AUGGAUACCGUCGAACGUCAAUCCUACAAAUUUGACGUUGGGAAACAUUGUCGUUAUUUUGAGCAUACUAGAGCUCUGUCCCCUCAGUACGGAGAGAGUGAUGCAAUCAGAUUCCUAAUAGGAACUCAAAGCCUGAAGCCCAAUUCUAAUCAGAUACAUGUUGUGGAGUUGGAAGAGGAUACUGGUGCCUUGCAUACUAAGGUGUUCAAGCAUGACAUUGGUGAAGUAUGGCAUCUCCGUUGCUCCCCCCACGACGCUGCCACUCUUCUCACUACACACAAUUCCUAUGACCCGGCCACUUCACAAUGCACCAUGGGAGUCUCCAUAUUCAAACUACCAACUGUUGAGGUAAUUCCGAAAGACUUGGACGAUCUAAGCGCCAUACAAAGCCGGAAUGCUGAAGAUAUGGAACUGCUUUUAACCAUCAAACCAGAGAAACCCGAAGAAGAGAUACGUUGCGCAGAAUGGCACCCUACGGACGCGACUAGAGUGGGCGUGGUUUGUGAGGGCGGAGUCAGAGUGCAUGACGUCACAAGCGGGGCGGCGCUUAGCCGGGCCGCUGCGUCAGCCCGGCUAAAGUUCACUGGCGGGAAAUGGAACCCACAUCAAGGACAUACUCAGUCGGGACAGUUUCACUUAGCAAGCGCGGGUGACGACGCAGCUCUCAACAUAUGGGACUACAGGAACGGAAAGGAACCCAUCUUUAAAAGAACCGAUCAUUCACAUUGGGUAUGGACAGUCCGGUACAACACAUUCCACGAGCAGUUGUUACUGUCGGGCAGCUCGGACGCGCGCGCCCUGCUCACUGCCGCCGCCAGCGUAUGCUGCGACCUCGACGACGACGGCAAGCGACUCAGCCAAGUUCUAGAAGAUGGCGUACUACAAUCGUAUGAGCAACAUGAGGACUCAGUGUACUGUGCAGAGUGGAGCGCCGCGGAGCCCUGGACCUUCGCCUCGUUGAGUUACGACGCUCGGCUCGUACUUUCCAGAGUUCCCAGACAUUUUAAAUACAAAAUAUUACUGUAGACUGUAACAAAGCAGUUAGAUCGUUCACUCGUGUUAAAUAUAAGGUCAUACAAUAAAUAAAUAACGAAAAGUCAGUGCCUAGUGCAAAUUUAGUUUAUUGGUAAAACGAUCGACACGUUUUUGACGUUCGACGCUUUGAUUGGCCUGUUACAACCAACCAAUGCAGGUACCUGAGGGCCUACCAUCUCUCUUUCUCGCACGGAAGAUUCACGCUUUAACACUUCACUUCAUGGUCAACAUACGGCGGCCGUACUGUAGGCCUACUGACUAACCAAUCAGAACGCUUGACGCGGUAACGUAUCGAUCGCGUUAACCUAAAAAAUAAGCACUCUGCACUGGUUGCAAGUGCAAUAAUGGCCGUGGCCCCCAAAGAUUACAUAGACACUACGUGGUGGCCCCUGCCGGAGCAGAAGAAAAAUUUCACCCUGAUGGCGCGAUUCUGUACUUCCAACAACAACCUAAUUUAUUAACGAUGCGUAGAGCAUGGUAGCCCUAAUAGAAUAGAAUUCAAUUGUAAAUUACUACUACUUAAAGAAGAAUGUAAAUUAUGUUUAGUUAUAUUAUAUUACAUUCCAUUUAACACUUUCUUUCGUAGUUAAGACAAGUAUUUAAUAAAAAACACAUUUUAUGUACAAAUAACUUUUAUUUACAAACUAAAAUCUCUCUGCAACUCUAUUGGCGACAUUCCUCAGAUUUCCAUAGACUUUAGACGGAGGUGAACCCAUAAUGAGGUUGCAUAUCGCUCUUCGCGCCAACGCGAUAUUCUGAUAACUGCCAAGAAUAUGAAUUUUUGAGUCUGCCAACACUAUUCUGGUUUUAGUAACGUUCUCAAUGGUGAAUUUGGUGCGGCCAGCUUUGCCCGCAAGGCGGCCGAUGGCGCGACUUAAAUGGUCACCAUUUAAUGUUUUAACAUCUUUAACUUCAAAAGAUUCUACGAAUAAAUCAUCCAAUCUGAGCAGGGCAAGGGCAUCAUCAACUUCGAAUCCAUAAAUGAA
This is a messenger RNA of Spodoptera exigua (beet armyworm), 2021 nucleotides long. The record is from the annotation of a GenBank genome assembly. Lineage: Eukaryota; Metazoa; Arthropoda; Insecta; Lepidoptera; Noctuidae.